Akanthomyces muscarius is the source of this 432-nucleotide messenger RNA. RefSeq lists its product as uncharacterized. The coding region runs from base 1 to 432 and encodes 143 amino acids. Lineage: Eukaryota; Fungi; Ascomycota; Sordariomycetes; Hypocreales; Cordycipitaceae. The record is from RefSeq and is a predicted model, not a curated record. The transcript is spliced from 4 exons. Gene Ontology annotation, molecular function: RNA binding; RNA nuclease activity.
AUGAAGCCGACAGCUUUAUUCACUUUUUUCGGGCUGGGUGUCGCAGUCGAAAGCAUCAACAAUCCCUGGUCGUGCCAAACGAACGUUGUCACUCGAUUUGAGAAGAGCGCCAUACAGGCUGGUGCCGAAAAAGCGGCCGAGUACAUGCUCACCGGCACAACGACACCUCCGAAUCAGGCUGGCAACAUUUUCCCUCAUUACUUUUCAAACUUUGAAGCACUUACCUUUCAGGCUGUCUGCGAAAACAGGGUUUUGUAUGAGCAUCCAAUUCAUCCCCGAGUCCCGCAUGAGUACACGGGCGGCACACCUGGCCAGUACCGAGUUGUCCUCGCCUUUACCAAUAAUGGUAGUGACACCAUCUUUUGCGGAAUGAUGGCACAUUUCAGAGUGUCAGAUACGCACUUUAGGAUAUGUACUGCUUUGCCCCGCUGA